Lycium ferocissimum is the source of this 1905-nucleotide messenger RNA. RefSeq names its product protein PHLOEM PROTEIN 2-LIKE A10-like. Lineage: Eukaryota; Viridiplantae; Streptophyta; Magnoliopsida; Solanales; Solanaceae. The transcript has a single exon. The coding region runs from base 457 to 1728 and encodes 423 amino acids. The record is from RefSeq and is a predicted model, not a curated record.
UUUUCUUGCAUUUAACAGAAUACCUAACUGGAAAUUUUCCAAACUAGUCCUAUAUCCACAUCCAUUCAGACCCAUACAAUCAUUAUUCAAUCAUAUUAUAGAGAUUUAUCUAUGAAAUAAAUGUAGACAGCGACCUAGCGUGAACUGAGUAGUCGUAGUAGCUGUCGUAUUUUAAGUCGUUCUUAUCAAAACUACAAUGCAUAAUUAUAUUUCUGUAGUGGAUCAGCUUCCUUUUUUUGUUUCCCAAUUUUCACUGCACCAGAAUCUAGAUAGUCAGAAACUGCUUCUACGUCAGCCUUUUUUCUUCCCAUAUUCAGGUUGGUAUACAUCUCUUCAACCUUAAACUAUACAAUACCUAUAAACAAAUUGUCUGAAUUUUGGAUCUAUUGAACAUUUCCUCCAACCCCUUUUUGAGAAUUGAAGUGCAAAAUCCAAGAUUUUAGGAGUUGUGAUUAUAUGGCUUUGAAUUAUGCGGAUUUAAAAUUAGUACGUAAAAGUUUGGACUAUACUAGGAGAAAAAGGAACUGGGUUGUUGCUUUGGGAGCUCUUGGUGUCACUUAUGGAGCUUAUAGAGCUUAUUGCUCACCUUCGAUGGUUAGAAAAAGGGAGAAAGUUUUGAAGCUCAUAGGUGCUUUUGUUUCUUUAGCUGAGAUGGUGUCUGAUUCUGCUGAUGUAAUUGGGAUUGUCUCUAAAGAUCUGAAGGAGUUUAUUUCCUCCGACACUGAUCAAAUUCCAAGAAGUUUGAAACAGAUUUCCAAGAUUGCUAAAUCAGAUGAGUUUUCACAAUCUAUAGUUAAGGUCACAAGCGCGAUGACCGUGGGAGUUGUUCGAGGUUACCAGCAAGAAAAUGCAAAAAAUUGUGUGUCUGGGGCUGCAAAUUCUGGUCUUUUUGACAAUGUUUUAGAUAAGUUGUUUUCUGAUGCAGGGUCUGGUUUUGCUUCUGUAAUUGUUGGGAGCUUCGCGAGGAAUUUGGUUCUUGCUUUUUAUUCGGUUAAAAAAGGCAAUGGUACUGAUUCGGAUAUUAAAUACUCUGUUCCAGGAUGGGUUGAUGUUCUAUGCCAGGACAAGAGCAGAGAACUAAUAGGGAAGUGUGUACAAUUGUUUGUGAGUACUGCAGUUGCUGUUUAUCUUGACAAGACAAUGAAUAUCAAUGCUUACAAUGAAAUCUUUUCUGGGUUGACUAACCCCAAUCAUGAAACCAAAAUGAGAGAUAUGCUUGUUGCCAUAUGUAGUGGUGCAAUUGGAACUCUUGUGAAAACUUCUCAUCAAGUUUUGACAAGUAGUGACAUGGAUGUCGGUAUGAAUACGCAUACAACUUCGAAAAUAUACUCUUCUUUGCCACUUAGUUUCAAAGCCAAGAAAUUUUUAGACGAAGAUCAGAACAUGUACACCGGGUGGACGAAGAAAGUAUCUUCUACUUUGGCAAUGCAAAGAAAUAGGAGGUUUAUUCUUGAUUUGACUGCGAGGGUCACCUUCGAGAGUGUUAGAUCUUUCCUUGAGUUUGUACUGGAGAAGUUGCGCGAGUGUCUGAGAAAAAGCAUAGAUGUUGUUCAGGAGGAAGUUGAGACUACUUUGAGAAGAAGUGUAGAUGUUAUUCAGGAGGAGGUGGUCGAUAGGAGUGUUGAAGCUUGCAGGUAUGUGAGCGGGAAAUCUUCUACUGCUGUCAGUGUAUGCCUCACUUUGUGUUUGCACAUACUUAAUGGUCCUUGGAUCUUGGUUCCAAAUUAGAAGUUUCGGUAUAGAAUCUUGGGAAGAUACUUUUUUAUUUGUUAAACUUCCUAUUCCAUUCUUUUACCAAGGGAAUCUUGAUGGUAUAACUGUACAUAGUUGGUCUGUACUUCUUGAUUGAUUGUAUUUUAAUUCAAGUUUGUCAAAGUGAAUGUAAUUGCCCCUCUGUUGUUCUCU